GCCCCGCCUCCUCUGCUCCCCGAUUCUCCACGCUGCUCCUGUGUGCACUGAAGAUGGCGGCCACGAUUGCAAGGUUGCUGCGGGCUACGGCUGCCCGACAUGUGAGCGCCAUCUCUGCCUCUGCAGCCCUGAGGCCUGCUGCUUCUCGAAGAAUGGGCUUGACAAAUGUGUUGUGGUCGGCUUCCAGUCAAGCAAAAUUUGCCUUUAGCACAAGUUCCGCAUACCAUGCCCCAGCCGUCACCCAGCAUGCACCCUAUUUUAAGGGCACAGCCGUUGUCAAGGGCGAGUUCAAAGAACUAAGCCUGGAUGACUUCAAGGGGAAAUAUUUGGUGCUUUUCUUCUAUCCUCUGGAUUUCACCUUUGUGUGUCCUACAGAAAUUAUUGCUUUCAGCGACAAAGCCAACGAGUUCCACGACGUGAACUGUGAAGUGGUGGCCAUUUCCGUGGAUUCCCACUUCAGCCACCUCGCCUGGAUCAACACGCCAAGGAAGAACGGCGGUCUGGGCCACAUGAACAUCGCGCUGCUGUCGGACUUGACCAAGCAGAUUUCCCGAGACUACGGCGUACUGCUGGAAGGCCCUGGCCUCGCACUGAGAGGUCUCUUCAUCAUUGACCCCAAUGGAGUCAUCAAGCACCUGAGUGUCAAUGACCUCCCCGUGGGCCGAAGCGUGGAGGAGACCCUCCGCCUGGUGAAGGCAUUCCAGUUCGUGGAAGCCCACGGAGAAGUCUGCCCAGCAAAUUGGACCCCGGAUUCCCCUACGAUCAAGCCACAUCCGACUGCUUCCAAAGAAUACUUUGAGAAGGUGAAUCAGUAGAUCAUCCCACGUGUACCUGCAGCUUCCUCAAAAGAACCACAGUUGGAACUCUUAGCAUUACAAAGCCCAUUCUGUGUAGAAGGCAAGAAAGCAAUUGUGCUUGGAUUCACAAAUAUCACUCAAAACCGUUUUGUUUUUGUAACAUUGGCUAAGGCUUUUUAAACAUAGUUACUAACAUGAGUCCUUUGUUGGUAACUCUUGACGGCCAGCUGUGUGGAGGUUUGUAGACGGCCUGGCCCACCCGUUUCUUUGAUCACGUCUUCAGUGGGAAGCGUGCUUCUUGGCCCAACUUGAACCUUUGUGUGGCCCCAGUGCCAGACAGGUACCAAAAGCCUCUGCCCAGGCGUCCUGGAAUUCUCUCCUCGAAUUUCUUUGUAUUGAACUGAAUUUCCUUUUGAGGUAACAAAGAUCAUAGUUUUAGGUUGUUAGCAUCAGCAAUCUAGUUUAAAUUCAGCUCUUGGAGUGGAGACACAUGUGAUGUAACAAAUGUGAAUCAUGUUUUUAAAAUAAGCACAGUGGCAAAGUGACUUCACUGGUCAUGCAUGUUCCUCAUCUCUGAGAUUUGUGGUUCAUGUAAUUAUUUUGUUAGCUGACUUGGCAUCUAUGUACAUUUCUAAAGAUCAAUUGACCCCUGGCUUGUGUAGCUGUGUGGAUUGAGCGCAGGCCUUCGAACCAAAGAAUCGCGGUUCGAUUCCCAGUCAGGGCACAUGCCGGGCCCCUGCAGGCCAGUUCCCAGCAGGGGACGCAUGAGGGGCAACCAUACAUUGAUAUUUCUCUCCCUCUCUCCUUCCCUUCCCCUCUAAAGAUAAAGUCUUUAAAAAAUCAAUCGAAGGUAAUUAUAGGGGAUAUUUAUUGAAUCCAUGGAUUGCAUUUUGAAAUCAAUAUAAUUAUAUUUUCUGAAGUGCUCAGUGUAAAGUAUAUAAUAAAAAAUAAACAUUUAAAACUAUUUGCAUUUUUAACACCA
This is a messenger RNA of Artibeus jamaicensis (Jamaican fruit-eating bat), 1779 nucleotides long. It is a transcript of the gene PRDX3, whose product is annotated as peroxiredoxin 3. Bases 54 to 815 code for a protein of 253 amino acids. The transcript is spliced from 7 exons. Gene Ontology annotation, molecular function: thioredoxin peroxidase activity. Gene Ontology annotation, biological process: cell redox homeostasis; response to oxidative stress; cellular response to stress. The record is from RefSeq and is a predicted model, not a curated record. Gene Ontology annotation, cellular component: mitochondrion; cytosol. Lineage: Eukaryota; Metazoa; Chordata; Mammalia; Chiroptera; Phyllostomidae.